AUGGCAAGACAAUCAUUGGAACACAUUCUCUUUAUGCAAUUAAAAGAAGAUAUGACAGAAGCAGAAUUUAAAAAAUUAACCGAUUGCAUUGAAGAACUUAAAGGUUUACCAGGUGUUUUAAACAUUUCAUUUGGUAAAAACUUUUCAGAUAGAAGUGGAGGUUAUAACUAUGGUUACAGAGUUUUAUUUGAUUCAAAAGAAGCUUUAGAUAUUUAUGGUCCACAUCCAAUUCACGAAAGAUUCAAAUCAUUACUUAAUGAAGUUAGAACUGGUGCACCACUUGUUGCUGAUUUCUUUGUUCCAGAAUUCCCAUAUCCAAAAUAUUAA
Dictyostelium purpureum is the source of this 327-nucleotide messenger RNA. RefSeq lists its product as uncharacterized. NCBI's taxonomy places the organism in Eukaryota, Evosea, Eumycetozoa, Dictyosteliales, Dictyosteliaceae. Bases 1 to 327 code for a protein of 108 amino acids. The record is from RefSeq and is a predicted model, not a curated record. The transcript has a single exon.